Molecule: messenger RNA, 1165 nt
Organism: Oxyura jamaicensis (ruddy duck)
Lineage: Eukaryota; Metazoa; Chordata; Aves; Anseriformes; Anatidae
Exons: 6
Coding region: 154-819 (221 amino acids)
Source: RefSeq, a predicted model, not a curated record
UCCCAUCAUAGUGUCCUAUCACACCACUGCCUGGUGCCCGGCGUGGUGCAAACCGGCUGCCCAGCCAAAUGCAGCCCUGUGCUUGGCACCACCACUUCAGCUUCUAGGCUCCACAAGCAACGGGUAGCCAGGCCCUGAUCUACCACAGCGAAAAUGCGGUUCGGCUCCUGCCCGCUCUGGGGAACACUGCUUUUUGUAAGUUUAGCAGAGUUUCUUACAGAUUUUUCUGGAAUUGGGGUUUUUGCCAGUGCAAGUGACUGCAAAAGUGCAACCAUAGAUGACGUGAAUAAGUGUCUUGAGAAAUAUUCAGAAUGCUUCCCUGAAAUGGUCAAAAAAGCUGGACGAGAUUCCCUCAAUCGCCUCACCUGGAUGCUGCAAGAAAGUCUUGAUCUUCUGCGACCUAGUCAAGAGAAAUUUUGCAAGCAUUCACCCCGAUGCCCACAGCCUCUGGCCCCUAAGAAUGGUGGGCUGGUGUGUGUUACCAUCGACAGUGUUGAGUACUGCAAACCCAUGUGCAACAAGGGUUAUGACUUCCAGUUCCUCAGAAGAAGCAGGCUGUAUGAAACCUGUGGCAACAUCACUGGGUUUUCCUGGACGACUCAGAUGGUUGGGGGGCAAACAUUGGCUGUUUGCGAGCCCUCGGAGACGGCCAUGAGUGGAGCUGAUUCUGCCUAUUUUCCUGCCAACAGCAGCUGCCUGCACACAUUAGCCUUCUCUGAGCCUGAGCAGCUGAACAUUUUCCUCAAAGAACUUGCUGAGCAAGGCAUAGACAUCUCCAACCACGACAAGCAGGCGGACUGUCUAAUGUGUGGUUACUAGCACCGAGGAUGGCAGGACCAAAACUCUUGUGCCACCAAGAAGGGGCUGUCUACGGUUGGACAUGGGUAUUUUGAUGACAGAAGCAGAACAGUGAAAUCCCUGCUAAGACCUGCAAACAUACAGCUUGUAUUUCAUUAGAAGGUUAGCAAUCAUAGUCACCAUUUGACUUCAUCUCUUGGGUGGAGGCUACAUAGGCUAAAACUAAUCACAUAGCUCACAGUGGGGGCAUUUCAAAGAAAGAAGAUCACUUUUUUAAGCCUUAAAUUUGUCUAACCAGAAUUAUAAAAGAAUUACAGUUGAUUAAUGGAUGUGGUCAUUAGUUAAACACAGUAAUUGUUUUCAGAAA